AUGGAAGAAGAACAUUCUUCAAUGAAUAAUAAUUCAAAUGAAUUUAUUCAUAUGACAUCAUCAUUAAAUUCUCGUCGCUUACAAAUUCGUCGUGGUAUAUUAAGACAUACAUCAACAUAUCGUUCGUCACCAUAUAAUUCAUCAUUGUCUAAUUUAAGACAACGACAAACUUCUCAAGCAAUUAGUAAUUUAAUCACUAAUAUUGAAAAUCCAAUGAAUAUUGAUACUUCAAUCAAUGAUGAUCAAGAAGAAAUUGAAAUAGUUGAAAAUAAUUUUCAUGAUCAAACUGAUAAUGAACAUGAAAAUAAUCACCAGGAUGUAUUUACGAAUGUUUCUAAUAUAACACCAGUUGAUUUAACUGUUACCAAUGAAAAUAAUGAUUUUGAUCAAGAACAAGAUCUAUCCUAUCAAUCAUUAUCAACUGUUGAUUUUGAUCCAGAUGAUGAUAAUGAACAAAGAUUUUAUUAUACAUCAACAUCAAUACCAAUCUAUGAUUAUUCAUCAACAACUGAACCAUUAAUUAUUCAAAAUCAUCAUAAUAUUGAUACAAUAGAACAUCGAUAUUAUGAUGAAUAUUCACCAUCAAUCAUUGAUGAUGAUAAUGAUGAUGAUGAAGAUUUAAGUAUUGAAAUAAUAUUAGAAAGUUCACAAAAUAAUUCUUUAUCAUCAAUACCAAUUUCAACAUCACGACGAAGACGUUCAAUUAUUCCAUCAAAUAUUCGAGGUUUACGUUCAUCUGAUAUAUUAAGUAUUCCACAAAAAAUUUAUAGUUCACUUAAACAACAAAUCAAUGAUAAACAUCAACAAACAAUAUUAACAAAUACACAAUGUUAUAUUUGUUUAGAAGAUUUUCAAUCAAUUGAUUCAAUUAAAAUACUUAAUUGUCAACAUAUUUUUCAUACUCAUUGUAUUAAUGAAUGGUUACGUAAUCAUUCGAAUUGUGCGUAUUGUCGAACAGCAGUUCGUAUUGAUCUAUUACGUUCAUCAUCAACAACAACAGGACAACGACGACGAAUACGUCCAAGACGAAAUAAUCAUUCUAUAUCAAGAUCAUCAACAAAUGAUUCAAUUCAACAAAUAUCGAAUGAAUCUUCGAUAUUAGAAUAA
Messenger RNA from Adineta steineri, 1107 nucleotides. NCBI's taxonomy places the organism in Eukaryota, Metazoa, Rotifera, Eurotatoria, Adinetida, Adinetidae. The record is from the annotation of a GenBank genome assembly.